CAAGGCAUAUCAUGAAUACAUGAUGGUAUUGGAGUAUCCAUAAUUUGGUAGAGUUAUGAUAAAGUUCAGCUAUAAACUCAAUUAAAGCAUGAAAGCUUGAUCUAACCAGAACAUUGGAACAAAAAGUACUUUAUACAUUUUAUAUAUGUUGUCAAUUAAAGCUCUUGGUUCAGAAUUCAUCUCACACAGCCAUGAAGUCUAGGAUCAAUGAAAUCCUCAAUGGGACAACAAGAAAAACUUCCAAAAGUGUUCUCCUCAUACCAUUCACUCUGUUACUCAUCAUUCUCCCUCUCUCUCUCAUGAGAAACUCCCAUGAAUCACCACCUGUGAUAUCUGCUGUCAGAAGCAGAAGCAGUUUGAAUAGCACAACAGAAUCAGAAUCAGAAGAUGGGUGUGACAUAUUUUCUGGAACAUGGGUUCCUUACCCUGAAGGGCCAUAUUACAACCAUGAAACUUGUCCAUGGAUACUGGAUCAGCAGAACUGCAUCAAGUUUGGGAGACCUGACACAGAUUUCAUGCAUUGGAGGUGGAAACCAGAUCAAUGUGAGCUUCCUCUCUUUAAUGCAACUCAGUUCUUGAAACUUGUCAAGGGAAAGAAGAUGGUCUUUGUUGGUAUGUGGUCUCUUUUGUGCCUCCUAAAUCAUGUAUCUGAAGCUGAAGACCUUUCUGAGAGAUAUUCAUCAAAUCCAAUGUAUUUCAAGAGGUACUAUUUCGAAGAUUACAAUUUCACAUUGGCAAAUCUAUGGUCUCCAUACUUUGUGAAAGCCAGGGAUGAUGAUCCUGAUCAACACAGUUACAACAACAUAAUGAGACUCUACUUGGAUGAGGCAGAUGAAGCUUGGACUAAUCAGGUUGCAGAUUUUGACAUUGUCAUUUUCUCAGCAGGGCAUUGGUUCUUUAGACCUCUUCUGUUCUUCGAAAAUAAUAAACUAGUUGGAUGCAACCAAUGCGAUAAGGAGAAUGUAACAGAUCUUACAUACUACUACGGUUACAGGAAGGCAUUUCGAACUGCAUUCAAAGCAAUCACAAAUCUUAAAAGGUACAAUGGAAUGACAUUUUUGAGGACAUUCUCUCCAUCACACUUUGAGAAUGGGGAUUGGAACAAAGGAGGAAACUGUAAAAGGACAAAGCCAUUCACCAAGGAAGAGAUCAAGUUAGAUGGUUUCAUGCUUGAGACAUAUCUGACUCAAGUGGAUGAAUUCAAAGCAGCACAAAAGGAAGCAAGAAAGAAAGGCUUGAAGUUUAUGAUGCUUGAUACAACUGAGAUCAUGCUGCUAAGGCCUGAUGGCCAUCCAAACAACUAUGGACAUUCAAAGGAUAAGAACACAACGACAAACGACUGCGUUCAUUGGUGCUUGCCUGGUCCUGUUGACACAUGGAAUGAGUUAUUACAGUAUAUGAUGAACAUGGAAAAUCAAGAUUCCUCUGACUCAAUUAUACAGAGAAUUUUUUAGAACAUCUGGUUUACCAUGUACUGUUUUUUACUUGUAUUUACACAAGGUUUUUUGGAAAGGAAAGUGAAGAGGGAUCAUAGAAUGUAUUUAUGUACUCUUUAUACUUUGAAUAUAGAAUGUAUAUGAAAAGCAAUUUGUGAAAAUUAGAUUUUUACUUUGGGCGGAGAAUAAGUUGAUCCACUUGAUGUUAUGAACCAUUUGCUGAUCCA
Messenger RNA from Arachis ipaensis, 1663 nucleotides. NCBI's taxonomy places the organism in Eukaryota, Viridiplantae, Streptophyta, Magnoliopsida, Fabales, Fabaceae. The record is from RefSeq and is a predicted model, not a curated record.